AUGGCGAGAGAACUCAAAGGGAAAGAUGAUGCCGCAAAAAGUAGCGAACUACACAUGAACGAACUGAAGAAUUACACGUACGGGAAGCACAUUGUGGCACGUGUCGAGAAGCUAAUCGUUACAGGAGCCGCACUGCCAACCCAAUUUAUAUUAACUCUGGCCUUAAUGGACGUCAUCUUGUGGGUUGUCCAUGUUUGCUUGAAUGCCCUUAGUCCUGUUAUUACUAUCUAUGGCAAAUUAUCCACAGUUUUGGAGGUACUUGAUAUGGAUCGAAAGAUCGACAUUGUUCAUGAGCUCAAGAAUUAUGUUCUGAAAAGUAUUGGUGAUCAAAAUGGUAACCAUGUGAUCCAGAAAUGCAUUGAGUGUGUUCCUGAAGACUGCAUUCCAUUUGUUAUUGAUCCUAUACUUUCACAAAUUCUUGUUCUAUGUACCCAUCAAUAUGGCUGCAGAGUCAUUCAGAGAGUUCUGGAGCAUUGCCAUGAUCCUGUGACUCAAAGUGCUAUCAUGAAUAAAAUUGUGCAGCAGACCUUCCAUUUGACGGAUGAUAAAUUUGGGAACUAUGUUGUUCAACAUGUGUUGGAACACGGGAAGCCAGAAGAACGUUCAUCCAUCAUUCAAAAGCUCUCAGGGCAAGUGGUCAUUUUGAGCAAGCAAAAGUUUGCUUCUAAUGUCAUUGAGAAAUGUUUGGCUUUUGGAACUCCUGAAGAACGUGAUAGCCUUAUUGGGGAAAUCAUUUCAUCUGGUCAAACAUUUCAGGAAUUGAUGAAGGAUCAGUUUGGUAACUAUGUUGUACGGAGAGUCCUUCAGACAUGUGAUGACAAGUACCUAGAGAUGAUCCUCUCAAGCAUCAAACUACACUCUUGA
Messenger RNA from Miscanthus lutarioriparius, 864 nucleotides. NCBI's taxonomy places the organism in Eukaryota, Viridiplantae, Streptophyta, Magnoliopsida, Poales, Poaceae. The record is from the annotation of a GenBank genome assembly.